Molecule: messenger RNA, 595 nt
Organism: Emiliania huxleyi CCMP1516
Lineage: Eukaryota; Haptophyta; Isochrysidales; Noelaerhabdaceae
Exons: 2
Source: RefSeq, a predicted model, not a curated record
ACGAGUGGGAGCCGAGAUCACUGCUCGUGGUGCGCACACGCCGCGCAGCUGCGGGUUGUAACUCGAUUGACAAUCGCGCGUGCGGGAUGAAAAUGGAGCCGAUUGGCGCUAGUGCACGGCGGCACUACCUAGUGCCUCUGGGGGAAAGGAGGAGGAGCCCUCAAUAGACGGACUGAGAUCGCUGGGCUGGAUCCAUAUGGGGGUGCCGCACAACCUGAAGCGGAGGCACCCGUGUAUACUCCACACCUCUCCGCGCCGAAGUAUUGAGCCACCGCGGUCAACAGCAUGCAGCACAUGAGGGGAUCGCAUGCUGCGGACGGAUACGCGUGCCGAGUCGAUGCGCCCGUGGAUGAUGCACUGCGCGGCUGCGAGCGGAGCGGCGCGCCUGCACGCGCCGCGAGCCCGGAGGCUGCACGAGAACCCGCGCGGCGAGAUGUCUGGAGCCCGGAGCGCCGGCGGCUCGACGAGCCGCUCGCGGCGAUGCGCCGUGUGGGAGGACGAAGUGGCCAGGAGCGCGCUCCUUUGAGGGCUUAGCUAGGGGUAGCGAGCUGCCCCUGUCGGCGCGAGGCGGUGCCGCGGCGGUGCGCGUGGAGCG